This is a messenger RNA of Myxocyprinus asiaticus (Chinese sucker), 7750 nucleotides long. RefSeq names its product membrane-associated guanylate kinase, WW and PDZ domain-containing protein 3-like. The record is from RefSeq and is a predicted model, not a curated record. Gene Ontology annotation, cellular component: cytoplasm. Gene Ontology annotation, molecular function: protein binding. The transcript is spliced from 21 exons. Gene Ontology annotation, biological process: signal transduction. Lineage: Eukaryota; Metazoa; Chordata; Actinopteri; Cypriniformes; Catostomidae. Bases 449 to 4810 code for a protein of 1453 amino acids.
UACCGUUUAACAGCAUAUUCCGUCACUUGACACAAACUGUCAUGGUUUUUUAUCGCGCUCUAGUGACAUCUGUCAUCGCGUAUCUCAGUCUGCUACGCGUGAAGCUGUGGAUGUGAACUUAAUUGGUAACAUUAAUAAUGUAAUAAUAAUGUAAUAAUUAAUAAUGUAGCCACAACAGCAGCUUCGCGUAAGGUAAAGUUAAUAACGUUUUUGGUGUAAGCAAAACUAAAAGCAAUCUAAAUGUUGUCCUGAACUUAUAAUGGUAGCAAAGAAAUGUUGAUAUGGACCCUUAUAUCUGUUAUAUUCGAGUCAAUUGCUGUCUUUCUAUCGAGAUGGGCUGGAUGCACUUGAACAUCUUUUCAUCUCCACGCCCGGUGAAGUGAACAACACACCGGAAAGCGAGGCUUUUAAGUGCUCUCUUGAUUUUGCACUGAAACUUUAAGGAUAAAUGAUGUCUAAAACUCUAAAGAGGAAGAAACACUGGUCCACUAAAGUGGAGGAAUGCGCCGUGUCGUGGGGAAGCGUCGGGGAGUUCGGUGAUGUUGUGGAGAUCCUCGGAGGCGCCGAGCACGGGGAGUUCCCGUUUCUUGGUCAGAUGAACUUGGACGUACUAGUGUGUCAUGUCGGGAGACUACCGUACUACGGGGAUGUGUUAUUAGAGGUGAACGGGACACCUGUCAGCGGGCUGACGAACCGAGACACGCACGCGGUGAUCCGCCACUUUCGGGAGCCGAUCCGCAUUAAGACCGUCAAACCAGGUAAAGUUCUGAACACUGAUUUGAGGCAUUAUCUUAGCCUGCAGUUCCAGAAAGGAUCAAUCGACCACAAACUACAGCAAGUGAUCCGAGACAACCUCUACCUGCGAACAAUUCCAUGUACCACACGGCUGCCCAGAGAGGGGGAAGUUCCUGGAGUGGACUAUAAUUUUAUCAGCGUGGGGGAUUUUCGCAUUCUGGAAGAAAGUGGUUUGCUGCUGGAGAGUGGAACAUAUGAUGGUAACUUCUAUGGCACUCCAAAACCUCCUGCCGAGCCCAACUUGAUUCAGCCUGACCUUGUGGACCAGGUUCUGUUUGAGGAGGAUUAUGGCACUGAGGUUCCAAGAAAGAGAACCACCUCUGUCAGCAAGAUGGAUCGCAAGGACAGCGCCGUCCCCGAAGAGGAGGAAGAUGAGGAACGACCACAGCUCCCAAACGGCAUUCCAGAGAGGACAGAGGAGUGGAGGAAAGCCGUGCCCAGCUACACUCAGUCCAGUGGUGGAGGCAGUGCUGGUGGCAGUGGAACAUUGGAACUUCGCACCUGGAGCUCUUUACCCAGAGACGACAGUCUGGAACCUCUGCCGUACAACUGGGAAAUGGCUUACACGGAGACUGGCAUGGUCUACUUCAUAGAUCACAACACAAAGUCGACUACAUGGUUGGACCCCCGUCUGGUCAAGAAAGCCAAGCCUCCCGAAAAGUGUGAGGAUGGAGAACUUCCAUAUGGUUGGGAGGAGAUUGAUGACCCACAGUAUGGCACAUAUUAUGUUGAUCACAUAAACCAGAGAACCCAGUUUGAGAAUCCAGUUCUAGAAGCCAAGAGAAAACUUGGUUUGGACACUGCUGUUGCAACUCAAAACCAACAGAGGACAGCACCUCCUCCAGGUGGAGCUGGUGGUACGCCCGGGUUCACAAGGGACCCAGCCCAGCUGAAGGGCGAGCUGUACCACACAGCUCUCAGGAAGAGCCAGCAGGGUUUUGGAUUCACCAUCAUUGGAGGAGAUCGACCUGAUGAGUUUCUGCAGGUGAAGAAUGUUCUUGGAGAUGGACCAGCUGCCCAGGACAACAAGAUGGCUUCUGGUGACGUUAUUGUGGAGAUCAACGGCACACUUGUCUUAGGCAAGACCCACGCUGACGUCGUACACAUGUUCCAGUGCAUCCCCAUUAACCAGUACGUUGACAUGGUCCUCUGCCGUGGAUACUCGCUCCCCCCUGAUGUGGACACGGAUAGUGAAGACCUCCCCCCUCCUCCCCCUCCCCCAACAGGAGAGAUCGUAACUGCCGUACCACUCAUCAAUGGCCAACCAUUGCUGGUCAAAGGUGAUGCUCUCCACGGCUCCUCCCAAGAGCUUCACUACGUAACCACAGACUCCAGUGGGCGGCCUGUGGUCGCCGCACUUCCUCCCAACACCGGCGGUGCCAACGAUAGGCCCGAAACUGGGAUGCUACAUCCAGAGCUGGUUACUGUUGCGAUCAUGAAGGGACCUGGUGGGUUUGGAUUCGCCAUCGCAGACUGUCCGCUGGGCCAGAAGGUGAAAAUGAUACUGGAUGAGCAGUGGUGCCGUGGUCUGCUCAAAGGAGAUGUUAUAAAGGAGAUUAACAGACAGAACGUGCAGACGCUGAGCCAUGCGCAGGUGGUGGAUAUUUUGAAGGACCUGCCCGUGGGAAGUGAAGUCACUCUGUUGGUGCUGAGAGGAGGUCAGACAUCGCCUGUGAAGAGUUUAAGACCUAGACAUGGAAUGAGUGCCAGCACGGAGACUCUGGACCGUUGCCAUGACAUCAUGGUACCCCCAGCUUUGACAUAUCAUUCAAAAACACUGCCAUGCACCUCGCCAAAACAAAAUGCUUCACUCCACUACAGCAAACCCAAAGCCUUGCCAGAGAGCAUAGGGUCUCUUCCUGCAAUACCUCACUGUAAAGAGUUGGAUGUGUUCAUUAAGAGAGAUCAGGAGUCAGGGUUUGGCUUCCGUGUGCUGGGUGGAGAAGGUGCAGAACAGCCAGUGUAUAUUGGUGCCAUCAUUCCCCAGGGCGCGGCAGAGAAAGAGGGCCGUCUGAGGGCCGGAGAUGAGCUCAUUGGCAUUGAUGGCAUCACGGUUAAAGGGAAAUCUCACAAACAAGUUUUGGAUCUAAUGACCAAUGCAGCCCGCAAUGGACAAGUGCUCCUCUCUGUUCGCAGGAAGGUCAUUUACAGAGAUUCCUCAGAGGAUGUUGGGAGCGGCGCUCUGACCCUUGUGAAUGGCUCACCACGGCUUCCACGUAUACAGGUGCCAAGCAUCAAGGACCAGGAGUCGUUUGAUAUCACGCUUAAUCGUAAAGAUAACGAGGGCUUCGGUUUUGUCAUUCUGACCUCGAAAAGCAAACCGCCACCUGGAGUGUGCAUUGCAGUGAUCCCUCACAAGAUCGGACGUAUAAUCGAGGGCAGUCCGACGGAUCGCUGCGGUUUGCUGAAUGUGGGCGACCGCAUUUGUGCUGUGAACGGUCAGUCCAUCAUAGAGCUCUCGCACAACGAGAUUGUUCAAUUUAUCAAAGAUGCUGGAAACUCAGUCACACUCACCGUGGUUCCUGAGGAGGAGUACAAAGGCCCGCCCUCGGGAGCCAGCUCAGCCAAACAAAGUCCAGCACCACAGCACAAGAUUCUGAAAUCCACUACACAGGAUGAGAGGUAUGUUUUGGAUAUGGAUGAGAUCAGGGAUGAGCUUGCAUGGAUGGAGUAUAAAUCUCUUCCCAUGACUGAGCAGGGAACACUGUGUGUCACCAACUCCAAACAGGGCUGUAUAGCAGUUGAGUUGGAGCGUGGUUCUCGUGGUUUUGGCUUCAGUCUGAGAGGUGGAACAGAGUAUAACAUGGGCCUUUACAUACUGCGACUGGCUGAAGACGGCCCUGCACUACAGGAUGGCAGGAUACACGUAGGAGAUCAGGUAGUGGAGAUCAAUGGGGAACAGACACAAGGCAUCAGUCACACUAGAGCCAUUGAGCUCAUCCAGGCUGGAGGAAACAAAGUGCUACUAUUACUGCGACCACAAGCCCUCUUAUCUGAAAACAGUUCUCAAGGAGAUAUUAUCCAUCCUGACCCACAGGGAUCCAACACUUCUAAAAUUCCCCGCAAGUCUACUCUCUUUCAUCCAUCAUCACCGUCAGUGAAGAAGAGAACAUCAGACCUGUCAAGCUCAAUUGCCCGUUCUCAUGCCUCCUUAGAUCUUGCUCACCAGGAUCCACGCCCUGAAGACAGCACCGUGGAGAAGCUUGCCAAACCACGAAAACCCAGCUCUUCCAACGCCUCAAAGCAGUGCCGCAUCAAGAGUCGGUCUGCAGAGAAUCUCCUUGAUCUUGGAGAUACAAAGAAAUCCAAAAGCCCACACAAAGACAAAGCUCACAGCUACAAAGAAAACAUGCAGUUAAGCUCUCAGGACUCCAACAAAAAUAGGAAGUCCAACCAACAUAGUCACUCAGUCAGUCCCAAGAAGUCCAAGUCUGAAGGACAGGAAGUGGUAAUUAGCGAUGGGCUCGGAAGGAAAGACGAACAUCCUAAAAAGGGGACGCCAAGGGUGGACCAGAUGAAAAGUGACACCGAGAAGAUGAAAAAACAGGAAUCUAGAGGAUGGAAGCAAAUUUAUACUGGAGAUGACAAGGAGAGGUCGAGGAAGAGCGAGGGAGUGGAUAAAGCGAUUGAGCCAAAAUGGGAGGCAGAACUGAAAAACACCAAAAGGACAGAAACAAUAAAAGAUAGAGAGCAAUUAAAUAAUGGCACCCACUUAUCAAGAAGAGAGGUAGAGAAGAGGAGUAAACAAACAAAGGAUAAAAGAUCUUCGAGGGAUCCAAAAGAGGAAAACAACAAGAAAAUGAUGAACGGGAUAGUAGACAGGAAAGAAAACAAAAGAAUAGGAAGUGAGAGUGAUGGCAGGAAAGGUGACAUUGUCACUGAUACGGCCCCAAUCCCCAACAGGGCAAGUCUAGCCUUCGACAGCUUGAUCCCACUAAACGAUGGCCUUUGGAAGAUACCUAGCUACGCUCGCAUUCUUACUCGUGAGGAAGUGAUGCGAGAUGUUCACGAGUAGCUUCUUCUUGUCGAUGCUUGGGCAUUGAAGUUCUGAGGCCUGAAACACACUCUACGCAAAUACAUAAUUCUAGCAAUUCAAAGCUCGUUUUUACGUAUCGUUGCGUUCUGAAAUGUGUCACAAUGCAAAACAUUGCAUUCUCAGUGAGAACAAUUUGAGGAAUGUUACCACCAUAGUGUGUUUAACGCUUGCAGUGUGUUGACAAAUUCUUCGCGUCUGAAUUUGCGUACUUGCGCAGAGUGUGUGUCUGGCAUUACACCCUUUUUUCCCCAAGGAGGUCUUCCUUCCAGGUAUUGAUUAGGCUCGCUCCUGCUAGCUUCGUCAGGUAACCAGCUGAGCACAAACACAUUCAUGCUCUUAAGAAUUCACACUCUAAUACUUUAUUUAUGUUUGUAUUCUGCAAUCACACUGAUAUACAAAUAAACCGGUUCAGUCACAACAUGUUGACAUGAAGCUUCAUCCAAGCUGCCUUUUAUGCAGUUCUAGAGAUCAUUGCUUAUAAACUUAAUAGACUUGGACAAUUUUGACAGGCAAUUUCUACGGCUUUGUGGCCAAAGGCAUGGAGCUUCGUUUUGUCUGGACAGCCUCUUUCAAUUUUCUUCAUGCCAACUGACAUUAAACAACAUGAGGACUCUCUAAACACAUCAGGAUGCAAUUAUUCCUUAUGCAAUUUAAGGGAACAUUCCCCAUCAAUCACCAAAACAUCAGUGCAAGUUUAUAUUUCAGUCACAAAAGCAAGUCCUUACUUAUUUUAUUUUUUUUUCUGCAUGCAAACUAGAACACAACAAUUUGUUGCAUGCCUUUUAGACCCGCCCAGUUUGUCUUAUGUUUCCAAGCUUUGUAAAUAAGAACUAUCUUCACAAUUGGGGGCUUUACCAGGGACUUUUCAAGACUGUUCACUUUCUUCCCUAUCGUUGAUUCCUUGAUCUCCAAAUAUUAUAAUUGCAAAUGACCAGACACUUGUGCUUUAUUAUACCAAGAACAUUAUCAAAUGUUUAUUUAUUGAAAACAUGUACAGUAUAUGAAUAUAGACACAUGUAGCUCUAUGAAAUUGUGACAUUUAUUUAGGUUUAGAGAUACAGGCUCAUGCAAAGCACCGUGGAAGUUUUACCUUGUAGCAACUGUUUUGACUUACCACAAAAAUAAUGGUACAUGCAAAUGUAUUUUUGAAUAGUCUAUCAAAACAGAUUUCAUAUUUUAUUUAUAUAUACAGUAUAUACUGUAUCAGUGUCCAGCUUGCUCAAGGCUGAGGCAAGCAGUGCUAGAAAAUUAACCCAUCAGUUAUGAGAUGCUAUACUGUACUACUUUAUAUUGGUCAAGAACAUAUCUGGGUCGUUUUUCAUCCCAAAAUCAGGAGAAAUAAAUAAUAGAUUACAUUUGAAAAAUGCCAUUCUCAAUACUGUAAUGUGAAAAAAAAGUUGAUUAUAAAUUAAAUUGUAAUAAUUUAUACAUCAUAGUAUUUGUUGUACUGCCUAUAGUUAAUAAUGAUUUAAAUAAAAAUUAUUGUAUUACAGAUUUUUUUUUUUUUUUUACUAUAAUAGAGUAAAAAUGAACUGUAUUGCAGUAAUGAAAAUCUAUUGCUAAUCAUUACUGAUAAUAAUGUGAAUUCCAUACAAACUCAAAAGUAAAACAUCCAGAUGCAUGCGGUAAUGAGAAUUUUGGGAAAACUGUGCUUAAUUGUAAUUAAACGAUAUUGCAAUGCAAUAUACAGUAUACGUAUGUGUGUGUGUGGGGUGGGGGGGGCAGGUUUAAGUGGUUUACGAGGACUUGUUUUUAGGUUACAAACUGGUAAUUACAAGGGUAUUAUGCUAUAAAUGUGGUUUAUGAGGACAUUUCUAGUGUCUCCAUAAUUCAAAUCGCUUAAAAAAACAUACUAAACAAUGUUUUAUUGAAAAUGUAAAAAUGCAGAACGUUUUUUUUGUGAGGAUUAGGUUUAGGGGUAGGGUUAGGGGAUAGAAUCUAUAGUUUGUACAGUAUAAAAAUCAUUAUGUCUGUGGAGAGUCCUCGUAAUGAUAGUUGCACCAACGUGUGUGUGUGCGUGUGUGUGUGUGUGUGUAAUUUACUUUCCUUUAUUUUUUUAUUUUUUUUUAUUUUGAGGUGAAAUAUGACCUGAACAUGUUUUUUGUUUUUGUAAUUCACCCAAAUGAUUCCCAGUUUAAAAAUAUGAAUAAGAGGAGGACAAAUUUAAAAUAGGAAUAUUGUGGAUAAAAUUUUCUAUCAGUAUGAUGAUCAACUAAUUUUGUCCAUGCUUGCUAAUGACACAUGAUAGUCAGUUGUGGGUAGUAUCUGAAAGGGCUGAUUUAUUGGUGAUUACGGUUUUGAGAUCUAAAAUGUGCCCAAGAUUAACUUGUAAGGUCUGAACUCUAUUGGAAAUUACAUGAUUUUAAAUACCAAAGGACGAGUGGCCAUUCCAUGUUGUGUAUAAAUUGUUUUAAUGAUAAUGACCUCGGGGUAUGAUAUCUAUUUAAAAGCUGUGUAGCACAGCUUGAAUAUAAAUGAUGAAUACUCAAACACAUCAAAUUACUAAGAUAAUUUUAUUGUUUACAAUAAGUUGUGAUGGUGUUACAGUGAUUUGUGCAUAUGACAUACUUCAAAGAUAAAGCUUGAUUUCAUAUAUAUUUAAUUUGGACAAAAUGUUACAAAAAUGUAAUAUAAGCAAUGUUAGCAUCAUCUGCUGUACAUAAUUUGCUCAUAUCAGUCAUCCAUAUUUAAAAGUGAGGCCUAGAUUCACUUUAGAACCAUGGUCUCAAUAUAAUGUGGUCUGAUUCAUGUAAAUGAUUAAAUACUGUACAGCACCUUUAUAAAAAAAAAAAAAACUUGACUGAGUGCUCUCUCUCAAAGAAAGAAUAUAGAUCUGUAAAUUUGUUCUGUUAUUUUUCUAAGUAAUUAUUUAAGUGGGUUGGAAAUAUUUAAAGACGGUGGAAAUAAAAUAAAAUAAUG